UGGGUGUGUGAGAAGCCCCACCUCCUGGACAGAGUGGGGUCACUUUUCCUCUCAGUCACUGUCCUCUCCCCUCUCUGAUGUCUUCCUAACUGGCUGGGGUGAUUCGGGGGUGAUUCUGGCACCUACACACCCCUGGAUUUUCUAGAAUGGAAGGGAUGGUAGCCCCUGGCCACAUGCACAAGUGGUCAAGGGGGAGGUUAUAGCAGACGUGCGGGGGAACCUGACUCCCCCAGUGUUGUCAAGCAGAGAGGGGCGCUGCUGUCUGCAGUGUGAGGGCCAGAGCUUCUUGGCCUCGCCUCCCGCCUGUACUCCAUCCCCAGCUGAGCCCUGCAGCCUGGCGCUGGGCCAGCAGCAGGCUGAGCAGGUCCCAGGGGCGUGGUGGUGACCAGUGGUGGAAUCAGCCUACAUCAGCCAGGCAAUCGGCAAGGCAACACAGUUCACCGGCGACAGCUGAGCUGGUGGCAGCCGGAGCCCGGGAGGCAGCGGCCAUGAGCUCUGUGCUGUACUAUGCCCUGCCCGCCCUGGGCAGCUAUGCCGUGCUCUCCAUCUUCUUCCUGCGCCGGCCUCGCCUGCUGCACACACCUAGGGUUCCGGCCUUCCGGCCCCGCCUGGGAGCCCACCGGGGAGGGUCUGGAGAGAGGCUGGAGAACACCAUGGAGGCCAUGGAGAACGCCAUGGCCCAGCGCGCAGACCUCCUGGAGCUGGACUGUCAGCUGACCCGGGACGGUGUGGUGGUGGUUUCCCACGACGAGAACCUGUCCCGCCAGUCAGGCGUGAACAAGGAUGUGGGCAGCCUGGACUUUGAGGAGCUGCCCCUCUACAAGGAGGAGCUGGAGGUUUACUUCUCACCAGGCCACUUUGCACGUGGGUCAGACAGGCACAUGGUGCGUCUGGAGGAUGUUUUCCAGAGGUUCCCUCGCAUGCCCGUGAGUGUGGAGGUCAAAGAGGAAAACGAGAAGCUUAUUCACAAGAUAGCCAGCCUGGUGAGGCACUUUGACCGCAAUGAAAUCACCAUCUGGGCCUCGGAGAAGAGCUCAGUCAUGAAGAAGUGCAAGGCUGCUAACCCCGAGAUGCCGCUCUCCUUCUCCAGAUGCCGAGUCAUCCGGCUGUUACUGCUGUAUUACCUGGGGCUGCUGCCCUUUGUCCCUAUCCCUGAGAGGUUCCUGUUGUGCUUCCUGCCCACCAUCAUCAACAGGACCUACUUCCCAUUCUCCUGCUCUGGGCUGAACAAGCUGACAGCCGUGGUUACUAAAUGGCUCAUCAUGAGGAAAAGUCUGAUCCAACACCUGGAGCAGCGAGGAGUGCAGGUGGUAUUUUGGUGCCUUAAUGAAGAGUCGGAUUUUGAAGUGGCCUACAGUCUGGGGGCCACUGGCGUCAUGACUGAUUACCCCACAGCCCUGAGGCGCUACCUGGACAACCACAGAGCAGCGGCCCCCGUCUCCUAAGCCUGAGGCCCUUGCCCUCAACAAUGUUUCUCUUUCCCAAUAAAUAUUUUAUUUUUAGUCAA
This is a messenger RNA of Myotis myotis, 1507 nucleotides long. It is a transcript of the gene GDPD3, whose product is annotated as glycerophosphodiester phosphodiesterase domain containing 3. Gene Ontology annotation, cellular component: endoplasmic reticulum membrane. The coding region runs from base 489 to 1445 and encodes 318 amino acids. The record is from RefSeq and is a predicted model, not a curated record. Lineage: Eukaryota; Metazoa; Chordata; Mammalia; Chiroptera; Vespertilionidae. Gene Ontology annotation, biological process: glycerophospholipid catabolic process. The transcript is spliced from 10 exons. Gene Ontology annotation, molecular function: phosphoric diester hydrolase activity; phosphatidylcholine lysophospholipase A1 activity.